AUGGCGGAACAAACAGAAAGGGACGAUGUCGAUAAAAUGAUGAAAUCGGGGUCCUCUGUCGUGUUACCUAAAGGCAUGAAUAGUAAAGAAAUAAGCGACAAAGCAAAAGUUAAAAAAUUCGACGCCAAAGCGAACCGGAAAACAAGAAGUUCUGACGGAUUCCAGGAAAUACAGUUUGAGGCGUGCUCCAGCGGCCGCUCAAGGUCACCCUCUGUCAGAACCGACAACAGCAUUUUCCCUUCCCGGCCCCCGUCUGCUUCCACUGAAAUGUCACCAAGGCUCCCGUCAUCUCUCGCUAACAGAUCUGAAAACAAAACACCAUUUCUGAACCUGGCUAUGAUAGGACCUGUAGAUUCCGGAAAGUCGUCAUUGACUGGACGGUUACUUUACAACUGUGGUGUUGUUGAUGAAGUAACUCUGACAAAAGCAUCCAAUGACGCCAUUAUUGCUGGAAAGCCAUCUUUAAAAUUCGCCUGGUUAAUGGACAAACUGAAAGUAGAGAGAGACAGAAACCAUUCUAUAGAUAGCAAGAGUCGGCGGAUGGAGACCUCAGUAUAUAAUAUGGUUGUUGUCGACUGUCCAGGGCACCGGAACUACAUUCACAACAUGAUUACUGGGCUUUCACAGUCAGAUGUUGUUGUCUUAGUUGUUCCUGCUCCUAAGAAAGAAUUCGAGCUUUCAAUCACAAAAACUGGACAACUGAGAGAGUAUCUCAACAUAGCAUACUCGAUGGGGGUCAAGAAACUCAUUGUUGCUGUAAAUAAAAUGGACGCAACCUCGCCACCUUAUUCACAGAUAGAGUAUAAUUCCUGUAUUCAUCUCGUGCAACGUGUUGCGCAAAAGGUUGGAUACAACCCCAAUAAAGUCAUAUUUGUUCCCGUGUCCGCCAUGAAAGGUGACAACAUUACAACACCGACAACAAACAUGUCCUGGUACGAUAACUGGGAGACGGUCAGCAGGCCAGGAAACCACGUGACUGGUGUGACGUUAUUAGAUGCUUUACACAAGACACAGCAACCAACGCGUAUGAAUAGCAAGGCACUGCGAGUACCGAUACACACUGUAUACAAAUUAGGGAAUAUAGGUAUCGUGGCGGCUGGUAGAGUUCAUGCUGGAUCUGUUAGACCACAAAUGGAGCUCAGCUUUGCGCCUUCCCAAAGAAAGUGUUCGGCCCGUGCAAUACAAAUAUUUGGCGAAGUAACAAACGAGGGACGAGCAGGCGACAAUGUAGGAAUUCAGUUUGAGGGACUGACUACAAACAAGGUUAAGAGGGGGUACGUGUGCGGGAACCUGUAUGAUGAUCCUCCCCGGGAGGCCAAACAAAUAACUGCACAGAUACGCAUAUUGCAUCACCCAGGGAACAUCAAGAAAGGUUAUUCGCCUUUGCUCCACUGUCACACCGCCAUGACGGCCUGUACCAUCACGAACAUCAUUGAACGAACGGAUGAUCGAACAGGCAUGACAGCUGAAGACUUCCCGACAUCCCUGACGACCGGAAACGUUGGUCUGGUGGAAAUGAUCCUCCUCAAACCAAUCUGUGUAGAGACGUUCUUUGAUUAUCCAUCAUUGGGGAGGAUUAUUUUACGCGAUUUGAAGCAGACGAUAGCGGUCGGGGUCGUCGUCAAGGUCACUAAAAGCAAUAUAAAAGACAUGAAAAGUUUAUUGAAAAAGCAAACUGAGGAAAAAGCGGCAGAUGAAACGGAACAGGAGGAACAGAAAAAUAAAUCAGAGGGUUAUGAUACACUGCGGUCCUUAUCGAGUGACAUUAAAAACGAGGAUACUGUUGAUGGUGUACAGAACAGUGUGAAAAGUGAGAGUAGUCCUGAGAGCUUACCAAAUACAGACAAAAUAGAAUCAGUAAUUGAAAGUCAGGAGCAGGGUAAAACUGAUACCGAAGAAGGUAUAACAAGUGAAGUACCUACACUGAAGCUAAAUAUUGAUGUACCAGGGACAAUGAAUGACAGUGGGUGUAUGGAAGAAGUUUAA
Messenger RNA from Saccostrea cuccullata (small rock oyster), 1986 nucleotides. Its product is annotated as elongation factor 1-alpha 1-like. The record is from RefSeq and is a predicted model, not a curated record. Lineage: Eukaryota; Metazoa; Mollusca; Bivalvia; Ostreida; Ostreidae. Gene Ontology annotation, biological process: translation. Gene Ontology annotation, molecular function: GTP binding; GTPase activity. The transcript is spliced from 8 exons. Bases 1 to 1986 code for a protein of 661 amino acids.